Molecule: messenger RNA, 624 nt
Organism: Australozyma saopauloensis
Lineage: Eukaryota; Fungi; Ascomycota; Pichiomycetes; Serinales; Metschnikowiaceae
Exons: 1
Coding region: 1-624 (207 amino acids)
Source: RefSeq, a predicted model, not a curated record
AUGAAUUUCCACCAAGUCUCAUUUCAAUUCACAAUGAAGUUACUGUUUUUAGCCGCCUACGCUGUUGCCUUUUUCCAACCCUUUAAGGACAUCAAACAAAAUGGUAUUGAUCCCAACCCGGACGGAAUCUUGUGGUCUCAAGAUGCCAAAAACGAAAUGGUCGGUUUCGGCAACUUCGUGGCAUCGUUGUCCAAGGCCAAGGUCAAUCCUCACGCUAUUAUUUGUGACACCGGCCUUGUUUUUGCUGACCAAAUUCCAAGCUACGAAGAAAUGGUCAAGACCGGUUCUGUCAAUGGUCAGGAGAACGGAAAGUUUGAGAGCUUUGGCCUCACUGCCACCGAAAUGUAUCAUGUCGCAAAUUACAUUCAAGAUUUCAAGAAAACCUUUGAAGAUGAAGGAAAGAGUGCAAACAUUAUUCUUUGUGAGACUGAAUUCCCUGCUUUCGUGGUGGGAUACCAAGCGAAGACAACCAUAGCCGAGAACGCAAACGGAACCGAGAACACGACCGUGGCCGAGAACUUCGAAAAAAGAGAUGACCAAGUCCGUAAGUUCAGAAGCAAGAGCGACAUUUACGACAUGAUUGUGAAGUUGAGACAAAUGCACAAGCACAGUAGAAACCACUAA